Molecule: messenger RNA, 5352 nt
Organism: Python bivittatus (Burmese python)
Lineage: Eukaryota; Metazoa; Chordata; Lepidosauria; Squamata; Pythonidae
Product: KIAA0319 ortholog
Biological process (GO): neuron migration
Cellular component (GO): plasma membrane; cytoplasmic vesicle
Source: RefSeq, a predicted model, not a curated record
GCGCAAACGUUGCCCCCGGUGGCGGGGGUGGGAUUCGGCGCCGGAGGGGGGCAGCUCAGGCCAGGCAAACGCGGGUUAAUUGGUCUGAAAGCGUGGCAAUAAGGGCGCCUUCCCCACACACGCGCGCACGCCCAGAGCCUCGCUUCCACCCUCCCGACAGGCAUCAAGAUUUCUCGACACCGAGCAUCCUUCGCUAGGUUGGCGCCCGGGCGUCCACACCCACUUUUUUUCUGGACCGCGGAUUGAACGGCUUCGCCAUCCAAGUCCUAUGGAAGAAAAGCCGAUGGGGCGCGGAUGGAGGCGGCUGGGUCCCGCGGAUGUCGCCGUCGCUGCCUGAUUUCCGCCGGCGAUCGCCAGCACUGCAGAUCCCCCCCCUUGAAAUCAGGCCCUAUAAGAUAAAACUUAAGGUAAGGUUUCUUAGAAUCUCCAUCCUGCCACCUGAACAGGAUUUGGUACGAAAAAGGAUGUUUCUUCGGCUAGGUCUGGGAAUCUUCUGUUUACUCUUGGGGGCUUUAAUAGGGUGUUCCUGUGAGCAGUGCAGGGAAGGCACCAAGUACACCGAUGCAAUCAUUCCCAAUUUAGAAACAACUAAAAUUAUGCGGGUCCCACGUGCUGUGUCCAUGUCAGAUUGCAUGGCAGCCUGUUGUGAUCUUUCAGAUUGUGACUUGGCCUGGAUGUUUGAGCGGCAUUGCUAUGUUGUCAGUUGUCAGCAUAAAGGAAAUUGUGAGCCCAAGAAAAUGGAGAAGGUGAAGUCCUAUCUGACUUUUGUGGUAAGAGCUUCCCAGAGACCAACCACCUUGCUGGGGCAUGGGCAGGUGCCAUCAAAUGUGAUCCGCUCCAUGGCAAGUGACCUCUCAGAGGAAGUUGGUAGCCUAAAGGAACUGACCUUCCUCGGCAAAGACCGCAGUCUUGAGGACUAUACUGAUGAAUAUGGUGAGAUGGAUCAGAAUCCUUUUCAACUGAGCCUCAAGCCUGAAGAGAAAGAGAACAUUAACUAUGCUGACUGGGGAUUAGUGGUGACCACUGAAAAUGGCUUCAAUUCUUCAGGACUUAGUAAUGGAGACAAACAGGAAGAGGUACCUCAAAAUGAGAAAGUUUAUUUGGGAAGCCCUACAAAUAUAAACAAACAUGAAAGUAUUCCUACCACUGAACAUCCUGGAAAGUUGUCAGAAGAUGCUUUGGGCUUGCUGGAUAAAUCUACAAAUGAUUUGGAUUUUCAUCCACCUAAAAAUGAAGUGAACAGCACCUGGCAGGAGGAGGUUGUAACACCUCCCCAUAAUCCUCCUUCUUCAGGCAUUAUGGAAUUUCUCUCCACCACCCCAGCACAAACUGAAAUGUCAAACCUAGAUAAUUUCAUACAAAGUGAAACCACAACAUUUCCCACCAGUGCUCAUAGCACUGCACCUUGUGCUGCAGAUGAAGUUGUGUUUCCCACUGCUACAACCAAAGCAGAAACAGACUAUAUUUAUGAAUGGAGCUUGAUUAGUUAUCCUGAUAGCUAUGAUGGUGAAAUGAAGGACAGGCACACACCAACUCUAAAACUUUCUCAACUGCCAGAAGGUGCCUAUGUCUUCAGAGUGACUGUUUCUGCUGAAAAUGCAUUUGGAGAAGGAUUUGUAAACGUCACUGUCCAACCAGCAAUCCGAAUAAAUCAGCCACCUGUUGCUAUUGUCUCUCCCAAAGUACAGGAGAUUUCUUAUCCUACUACCUCUACCCUCAUCGAUGGAAAUCAAAGCAUAGAUGAUACUAAAAUAAUGAGUUACCACUGGGAAGAAAUUGAAGGUCCCUUGCGGGAAAAGAAGGCAUCAGCUGAUACACCUGUUUUAUACCUCUCUAACCUUAUUCCUGGGAAUUACACUUUCAGGCUAAUCGUCACUGAUUCUGAUGGAGCAGCUAACUCCACAAUAGCUUCCUUGAGAGUCAACAAUCUAUUGGAUUCUCCUCCUGUUGCCAGUGCUGGACCAGAUCAGGAAAUUAGUUUGCCUCAAAAUUUCAUUACAUUAAAUGGAAACCAGAGUAAGGAUGAUCAUGAAAUUGUCAACUACGAGUGGUCCCUGAGUCCCAAAAGUAAAGGCAUAGUGGUAGCAAUGCAGGGUGUGAGCAGCCCAUACCUUCAGCUGUCUUCAAUGCAAGAGGGAAAAUAUACAUUCCAACUGACGGUAACGGAUUCUACAGAACAGAAGUCCACAGCUGAAGUCACAGUAACAGUUCAGCCUGGACAAAACAAACCUCCAGCAGCUGUGGCUGGCCCUGAUAAAGUCCUGACUUUUCCUAUCCAGAGCACUAGUCUUGAUGGAAGCAUGAGCACUGAUGACUUAGGGAUUGUUUACUAUCACUGGGAGAAUAUCAGUGGGCCAAGUUCCUUGCACAUAGAGGAUGCUGAUAGUGCAGUAGCAACUGUCUCAGAUCUACAGAUUGGAACCUAUCAUUUCAGACUGACGGUAAAAGAUGAUCAAGGGCUCAGCAGCACCGCCACACUUUCUGUGAUUGUUCAGGAGGGUAGCAACUCUCCACCCCAGGCCCUUGCAGGGGGAAAACAUAUCCUUGUCCUCCCCAAUAACUCAAUUGCUUUAGAUGGGUCCCACUCUGUUGAUGAUCAAGGAAUUGUGUCUUAUCUUUGGAUCCGGGAUGGACAGAGUCCAGCAGCUGGAGAUGUGAUUCUUAGCUCCAAUCGUGAGGCUGUAUUACAGCUAACUAAUCUUGUAGAAGGGACCUACAUGUUUCACUUGAAAGUCACUGAUGGCAAAGGAGAUUCAGACAUUGACACAGCAAUUGUAGAAGUGCGGCCUGACCCAAAGAAAAACGGGCUUGUGGAGCUGAUCUUGCAAGUUGAAGUUGGUCAGCUGACUGAACAACAGAAAGAUACCCUUGUACAACAGCUAGCAGCACUCCUGGAUGUCUUAGAUUCAGAAAUUAAUAUCCAGAAGAUACAUGCUUAUUCUGAUAUCAGCACUGCUGUUGUGUUCUAUGUUCAGAAUGGGCAUCCAUACAAAAUCAUAAAGGCUUCAGAUGUUGCACAAAUGCUGCAUUUGCAACUCUUGAAGGAAAAGCCAGAUUUUCUACUUUUUAAAGUGCUUCGUGUUGACACAGCUGCUUGCCUCUUAAAGUGUUCUGGACAUGGACGCUGUGACCCCAUCACAAAGCGUUGCAUUUGCUAUCAACUGUGGAUGGAAAAUUUGAUACAGCGAUACCUAAGCAAUGGGGAGAGCAACUGUGAAUGGAGUAUACUCUAUGUAACAGCAUCUGCUUUCAUUGUGAUUGCACUGGUGGUAGGAUUAACUUGGCUUUGUAUCUGCUGUUGCAAAAGCAGAAAGAGGACCAAAAUAAGAAAGAAAAUGAAAUAUACAAUUUUGGAUAACAUAGAUGAUCAAGAAAGAAUGGAGCUCAGGCCCAAAUAUGGUAUAAAACACAGAAGUACCGAACACAAUUCCAGUUUGAUGGUUUCAGAGUCUGAGUUUGAGAGCGACCAGGAUACCAUAUUUAGCAGGGAGAAGGUUGAACGAGAAAACUCCAGAAACUUGGUGAAUGGUGCCAUGAAAAAUGGUGUCUCCUUCAGCUACAGCUCAAAGGAUAGAUAAAUGAACGAGCUGCUUUGUUAGAAAAUGGUACUUUAGUGCACUGAAGACUGGACAGCCUUCUCUUGGUUUUCCUUAAGUCCCAAAGGCGCAGACAGACUCAUAAACUUCCAGCAUGGCGAAGAGGGGGAUGGAUCCUAUGGAUGUUUUGCGCUGCUCUUCAAGCAGUAGUUUUUAACUUGCCAUACGUGGGGUAUAUGGAAUGUUUUUUAAGCCACGGUUACCAGAGAUGGCAUUUACAUUGCGUCUCAUGGACAUCUAAAGGUUUACUAUUUAAAUCUUAGCCAAGACUCUUAAGUUAUGAAGAUCAUAGAGGAAAACUUCCUUAUAUUAUUUUCCUUAGAACCGAGUGACUUUGUCUGUAUAGGAAGUCACUUCUGUCAAUAUGAAAAUUUAUCAUAGUUAUUAAAACUGUGAUACGUAGCCAAAACAUUUCUCACUUAACAUUUAUUUGCUAAAUAAAGGAGAGGUAUGAGUGUGGAGAGGAGGGAUGAAUAAGUAUCAAGCUAUAUUGCUGCUAAACUCUGCUUUGAUAAAAUAAUGCUGUUAAACUGUUAUCUGUUUAUAUUAAUGACAGGUUGAGAACUGGCCCUGGCUUGCCUGAGCUUAAGAAAUUAAAAUAGUUUCUAAAUAAAACAUACAUAGCCCUAUUAUGAUCAGCAGUUAUAGUGCAAUCUAAAAUGAAUAUAUGGAAGGAAUAUAUAUUCAGAUAUGAAUAUAUUUUGGAGGGAACAAAAACUGGCCCCAUGCAAAACCUUGCUUCUUGCCAAUCUGUGGGAGAGUGAGCACGUGACUUCUUUUUCUUCCCACUGAAUACAACAGUUGGAAAACUCCAGUGUCAGGCUAUUUGUGGCAUAACCCUCUUGACUGUCUCCUACUUUCAGGAUCACUCUUGGCACUUUCUUCUAAUCUUACCCUCUCCUAGCAAGCUAGAUCUAGGGUUAAAAUUGCUCUGGCUGUUCAGAAAAACAAUUAAGGACCACUUCAUACAAGGACCUUUCCUGGAUAAUUUGUGUGAGAGCUGUUUCUCAGAGCUAAAUAUAUAUACUUUAUUCUACCCAGACUCUAUCUGAGUAAAAUAUAAUCUGGGAAGCACCCUAGCAUUUUCCUUAAGUGGUUAUUAUGCUCGAAUGCUCGAACUUUCAUAGGUUUGUAAGAAUGAGCUGUUGAAUAAUUUCCUAGGGAUUGUAUCAUGUAGUCCAAACUUGUGUGAAAUAACCUUGCAGUAAAUAAAUAGGAUGAUUAAACACAAAGCCAAUGGUGGGUGUGCGUGCAUGUACAUUCUGUACAAAAGCCAAGUUACAAGUCAGAUGUGAACAACAAUGAAUGGAACAGAAUCUUAAAUACAUCUACUGGGCAAUAAAAGCACACAUCUCAAGCAAAGAAAAUGUGGGAUUAAGCUAUUCUUUACAUUAAGUGAUCACAGAUGUUAUGCAUACCCUCAGUUUCCUCAAAAUCUAGAUCAGCUGUAGGGACUUUCAUACUCAAUUUACUAAACUGUAUAACUGGAAGGGUUACAUAAACUAUUUUACCAUCAACAUUUGCUCUAAUAAAGUGUGCCAUUCCCCCUGCUUUUUUCCUCAAAUUUAUGAGAACAUCACAAAGAGGAAACAGUCUUGCAAAUCUAAUUUGACAAUAAAUGUGAAUGUCCAACUUUUAUUACAUUAAUAAUUAUUUGUUCACAUCCAUAUCUGGUAAAGAAAAAGUCUAGGAAAAAGUCAAUUAAGUAAUAAAUUCAAGUAUCCCUUUAUAUGAAUGUAAACAUAUACUGUGAUUU